AUGCCACGAAAUCGUAGUUUUAAACAAAUUUUAGAUUCUAUUACAGAUUCAGAAAGUGUGGUUUCUCGACAUACAAAAGCUCAACAUGAAUUAGAAGAUAUGAUCCAACAGGAAGGAGAAGAAGAAAGUGAAUCAUUUACAGAACAAUUAGGCAGAUUAAAUUUAA
Molecule: messenger RNA, 166 nt
Organism: Racocetra fulgida
Lineage: Eukaryota; Fungi; Glomeromycota; Glomeromycetes; Diversisporales; Gigasporaceae
Source: the annotation of a GenBank genome assembly